UGUGCUUGUUUGUUAAAACUAUAGUCUGUAGAAACUAGAAAGGACAGUUUCAAAAAAAAAACUAGAAAGGACGGUGCUAUGUUCCUGUCUAACUGUCUCUUUCUCUGAAUAUUUUGUUGAGAACUUGUUCCUAGCAGAUUUGAAAAUUCUGGAGAGGAGAUAGAUGGCAGCAGUACAGCCUAUCACAUGAUGGGGAAAAGGAGCCUAGAGAAGAACAUUUGGCUUGAGCUGGAACGUGAGGGAUUUCUUCUACUGAAUGGGCUUGACCAACAAGGACAUAGAAGCACUCUUGGGUGGACAUACUAUGGAGAGAAGCUCGUAUGGAUAGCUCGGGAUUCGACUUGGACAAAAGAUCCUCUGAAGUUUCAUAACUCCUACUUCAUGACGCGUUCUUCACGGACUACGCGAAGUCGCACAAGAAGCUUUCCGAGCUCUACUUUACUGGCGUGGACAUGCAGAGACAGAGCCAAGAGGGCUGUCAUAAGAACUACCACUGGCUUCACAGUUGCGGUUGCCAUCUUUGCCUACACUUACAUCUUUGAAUCAAAGAGGAGACACUAUGGUUAGACUGCAAGUCUCCAUGUUUAGAUGAUUGCAAUUCAGUUAUGGGUUCUGAUGAACAAAGUUAAUCGUCCAUUGAGAUG
Messenger RNA from Triticum dicoccoides, 644 nucleotides. RefSeq lists its product as uncharacterized. NCBI's taxonomy places the organism in Eukaryota, Viridiplantae, Streptophyta, Magnoliopsida, Poales, Poaceae. The transcript is spliced from 4 exons. The coding region runs from base 187 to 567 and encodes 126 amino acids. The record is from RefSeq and is a predicted model, not a curated record.